Fusarium poae is the source of this 606-nucleotide messenger RNA. RefSeq lists its product as uncharacterized. The transcript has a single exon. Bases 1 to 606 code for a protein of 201 amino acids. The record is from RefSeq and is a predicted model, not a curated record. NCBI's taxonomy places the organism in Eukaryota, Fungi, Ascomycota, Sordariomycetes, Hypocreales, Nectriaceae.
AUGGCAUCAAGGCAGAAGCUCGACCAUGGUCAGCUUACGGCUUACUUCGACCGCCUCGAGCUCCCAUCUCACAUGCGUCGUUAUUCCAUAUCUGGCCUAACGGCAGACCAACAAAUCGAUUUCCUUUCGCGACUUCACGUACAACACCUCCAUACAAUACCGUUCGAAAACCUCACGCUGCUCUACUCUCACCCCCGCUUCAUCGACGUGGAGCUAUUCCCCGAGGACUUGGCGGUGCUGAAUCUGGGGCCCUCGACCAGUCGGACGAGCUUCUUCACCCAGAAAGUACCAUGCGUCAAACUCGCCGGGGGAAAUGAGUUCUAUGCCAAAUUCACAGUGGAGAACGGUGCUCAAAGGCAACACAAUGAAAACGGUGUUGGAUACGUCGAAGGCGAUGUGAUUGACGGAGUCCUCAUUCUAGACGGUGCGGUGUUGAAGUGGCGUAAGCGGGGCGUCAAGCAGUGGGAGGUCAUCUUGAAAACCGAGGGGGAACGGACACGGGCUCUGGAGGAUGUCUUUGGCAUUUGUCUCUCCGCGGAGGAUAGAGAAACCAUACUGGGGACUGCCUCUGCCCUGAUAGAUCACCCUGGUAGGUUUAGAAAGUAG